Zea mays is the source of this 1101-nucleotide messenger RNA. Its product is annotated as mitochondrial import inner membrane translocase subunit tim23. Gene Ontology annotation, biological process: protein import into mitochondrial matrix. Gene Ontology annotation, cellular component: TIM23 mitochondrial import inner membrane translocase complex. NCBI's taxonomy places the organism in Eukaryota, Viridiplantae, Streptophyta, Magnoliopsida, Poales, Poaceae. The transcript has a single exon. Gene Ontology annotation, molecular function: transmembrane protein transporter activity. Bases 66 to 659 code for a protein of 197 amino acids. The record is from RefSeq and is marked validated.
GCAACCCAAACCCUCCCUCCCCUCCCAUUCGAUUCUUGCCUCCCACGCCGCCGCCGGAUCCCGCGAUGGCCGACCCUCGGCUGUACCCCACGGAGUCCGGGUCCGACGACCGGCGCGAUGCCGCCUAUCCCGGCUCCGAGCGCCGCCUCUACAACCCGUACCAGGACCUCAACCUCCCCUAUCGGCAGCUCUACGACCUUCCCACCUCCCCGGAGUUCCUCUUCCAGGAGGAGGCCGUCGCGCAGCGCCGGUCCUGGGGCGAGAACCUCACCUACUACACCGGCGUGGGAUACCUCGGCGGCGCCGGGGCCGGGGCCGCGCUGGGGCUCCGCGACGCCGCCCGAGGCGCCGAGCCUGGGGAGCCCGCCAAGAUCCGGGCCAACCGCGUCCUCAACUCCUGCGGCAGCUCCGGACGCCGCGUCGGUAACACGCUCGGGGUCAUCGGCCUCAUGUACGCCGGGAUCGAGAGCGCCAUGGUCGCCGCCCGCGACCGCGACGACUGGAUCAACAGCGUCGUGGCCGGGCUAGGCACCGGCGCGCUCUUCCGCGCCGCUAACGGGCCGCGCUCGGCGGUCGUCGCCGGGGCCGUUGGUGGGGUUCUUGCUGGCGCCGCCGCCGCUGCCAAGCAGGUUGGGAAGAGAUACCUCCCCGCCCUCUAAAUCUGAUUGCGGUACUUGUCUCUGCCCUGCCAUGCCGUGAUCAAGGGAAAUCAUUUCGUCGCGUGGAUGUUAUUUCUUCGUUCUCGUUAAUUAUUUGGGAAGAGUCAUGUUCUUCUCGACAUUCCUAUAUAUUGUUGACAUCCAUAUGCUGGUACUAUAUAUGUCAAAGAACGAUCUGAUCUCACCAGAUCACGAAAUUUUUGGUCCACAUUGCAAUGUAACAUUAGACGCUAGCUGGUAUCGACACAAUAAUACUGCUUUUUCCAUUAUGCUGGAGAACCCAUGACAUUGUGAAAUGUAAUGCUGAGUGUAGUGUAGUUUUGCUAGAUUGUCGCUGUUUUCCUAUAUCUCUUUAAAGACGAAAUUCUUCGCCUGCCCGAUGUAUGUAAAAAAAGACAUGCCUUGAUCUCAGUGAGAUGUUUUAUACGACAAAUGUUGUACU